AUGCUACCCCUCUCGAGACUUGUUCCCAAACUGCCUGACCCACACGCAUUCCACCCAAUCUCCCGCCAUUUCCCUCGCCCACCAUCACUCCCUAUCCGUGUCGUCCGCCCAUACACCUCUCCUUCAUCCGCUCCCAGUCCAAGACAAGUCCGACGGAAUGCAGUCCUCGCCGCUCUGCUCCUCACUUCCGCUGCUGGAGCAUAUUACUACGAUACUCGAGUUCGGCGUACGGAGACCACCGAUCUCAGCGGAAGAGAAGUCACCACCGUAGAGAAAUACGGUAAAACCUUCACUCUCAACCUCUCAAAACGACGUAAUGCGCAGUAUACUUUCCUCCGAUUGUCAGACGAGGAGACUGAACAAAAACUCAAAGCACAUGAGGACUCUACUAAAGUGACAAGGAGAGGCAAUCCAGUUUUGAAAUACGAUACCAAUUGGGUGGGUUCAAAUGAACCUUGUGAGGAUAGAUAUGCGAGUGAUCUCAUUCCGCGGGGUGAUUCCAUGAAACAGGAUCAUCAAAGUUGGUGGAAGUUGUUAAGUCUGGAGGCGGAAGCUGAGGGGAUAGCGAAUGAGGAUAUUUUUGAGGAGAAAGUGGGAAAGAGGGAUUUAAUGUUGUUCUCCAUCUUUGACGGACAUGCAGGAUGGGCAACUAGCGAGUUACUGAAGAAGGUCCAUCAUCCGACGAUCGCAUUGAAGCUCGGUGCUUUACAAGCGGGGUAUUUACCUAGUCAGAGUGGAUGGAAAGUCAUGGCAGGGUAUCUAAACCCUUUGACUUGGGUGGGGAGAAGUAAUACAUGGACCCCGGAAUAUGUUUCUCAGACUAUAGUAGACUCAUUUCUCUCUCUAGACGAGAACAUCUGUCAAACACCCGUCAAGAUGCUCCCCUUACUGAAAGUUCAAAAUUCAGUAAAGGACACCUUCCCCACGCCUCGCCAGAUGUUCGUAGCCAUGACUAUGCCAGCGGAGAACGGAUCAUGUGCCAUCUCUGCGAUUGUCGACGCGGAGAAUAACGGUUUGUACCUGGCCAACACGGGUGAUUGUCGGGCUGUAGCUGGAUGGGAAAGUCCGGAUGGUACUUGGAAAUGUGAUGUUUUGUCGGAGGAUCAGAUGGGCGAGAAUCCGAAUGAAGUGACGAGGAUGCAAUCUGAACAUCCUAACGAACAGGACGUCAUCAAGAAUGGUCGUGUGCAAGGAGGCCUUCAACCUACCCGAGCGUUCGGCGAUGCAAUCUACAAGUGGACAACAAAUCAAUAUAAUCAGAUCAAGGGCGCUUUUGACGCUGAAGAUGAGAAAUUCCGCAAACAACGACCUUACAAUUUUACUCCUCCCUAUGUGACCGCUCGUCCAGAGGUAGCAUAUCGUCAUCUCCAACCUGAGUCUGGGGAGAAGUUACGGUUUGUCAUCAUGGCCACUGACGGUCUCUGGGAUAGAAUGACCUCGGAAGAAGCAACUUUACUCAUGGCUUCCUACCUCUCUCACCCCACGCAUCCCGAUAUUCCCAAAACCGACCUUCCUACUCAAUUUUCAAUCCAGCCUUCGACGGAAGAAAGGCCAUAUCCCGCUGAAGACCUACCAGGAACAGGCGAGCAAGCAAAAGGUGCGUGGGUGUUUGAAGGUGAUGAGAAUGCCGCGACGCAUUUGAUCAGGAACAGUCUCGGAGGGGCGGAUAGGAAGCUUCGAGGAGAGUUGUUGAGUAUGCACGGUAAGAUUACUCGAUGGAUGAGGGAUGAUGUUACUUGCACGUGA
Messenger RNA from Tremella mesenterica DSM 1558, 1746 nucleotides. RefSeq lists its product as uncharacterized. The record is from RefSeq and is a predicted model, not a curated record. The coding region runs from base 1 to 1746 and encodes 581 amino acids. Gene Ontology annotation, biological process: protein dephosphorylation. The transcript has 5 exons. Gene Ontology annotation, molecular function: cation binding; protein serine/threonine phosphatase activity. NCBI's taxonomy places the organism in Eukaryota, Fungi, Basidiomycota, Tremellomycetes, Tremellales, Tremellaceae.